Messenger RNA from Cataglyphis hispanica, 3073 nucleotides. RefSeq names its product aminopeptidase N-like. The coding region runs from base 52 to 2817 and encodes 921 amino acids. Gene Ontology annotation, cellular component: cytoplasm. Gene Ontology annotation, molecular function: peptide binding; zinc ion binding; metalloaminopeptidase activity. The record is from RefSeq and is a predicted model, not a curated record. The transcript is spliced from 12 exons. Gene Ontology annotation, biological process: proteolysis; peptide catabolic process. NCBI's taxonomy places the organism in Eukaryota, Metazoa, Arthropoda, Insecta, Hymenoptera, Formicidae.
CGGCUAGUUGAAUAGUUACUACUGUGACGGAAUCUUAUACGUCUAAUAACAAUGCUGUUGUACACAUUUAUCUGCAUAUACAUCUUUACGUUUAUCGAAGCAGACACUGCUAUCAUUCCAGAAUCAAAUGAUAAAGAAAUAAAUUAUCGGUUACCUGGUCACACAAAACCGCUGUUUUACGACAUUAAAUUAAAUCCGCACCUCGAGCCAGACAACUUUAUGUUUGAUGGCGAAGUACUUGUCUCCAUAAAGAUUUUGAGCAGCACAAGAACUCUUAUGCUGCAUACAAAGGAAUUGAUAAUAGACGAAAAUGCAACUUUCUUAAAGACCGCAGAUGAAUUCAAUUUUUACAUUCCUACUACGCACCAUCAUAACAAUCUAACAGAAAUGUUGAGCCUUAAGUUCGACGAGAAUCUACUUACCGGAUAUUAUAUAUUAUAUCUAAAAUUUACUGGUAUACUAAAUGAUAGAUCAUGUGGAUUCUACAGAAGUUCUUAUACCAAUGAUGCAAAAAAUACGGUAUGGUUUGCUGCGACAAAUUUCAUGGCAACUUACGCGCGCGCAGCUUUUCCCUGCUGGGACGAGCCGGCGCUAAAAGCCGUUUUUAAAAUUGCCAUCAAACAUCAUACUAAUUACAUGGUUCUUUCGAAUAUGCCAAUCUGUAAAAAGUCAAAAAUCGACGAGAAUGAUGGAAAAAUAUGGACGCACUUUGAAGAAUCGCCUGUCAUAUCAACAUACCUAGUCAGUUUCCUAGUCUCCGAUUUUCGUAAUAUAAGAAAUUCCGAUGGAACCAUCAACGUCUGGGGAAGAAAUAAUAUAAUUUCCUUAGCGAGUUUUGCCCACGAAGUUGCUCAAAAAGCGGCGAUCGAAUUGGAAAGAUACACCAAUCAUAGUUCCGUUCGGGUGGCCAAAAUCGAUCAUGUUGCGCUUCCUGGUCUUUCUGAUAAGGCAAUAGAAAGUUGGGGACUUAUCACCUACAAGGAAACUACGAUACUGUACGAUGAAGAUAGUAGUCCAAUUGAUAAAUUAUGUACAAUUGCGACCAAUAUCAUUCAUCAGACGACCUAUCAAUGGUUCGGUAAUACUGUUAGUCCGACCUGGUGGACGCAUAUAUGGAUAAACAAAGGAUUGACUGAAUAUUUCACGUAUCAUAUUAUUGACAAGAUAUAUAAAGAUUGGCAACUUGUAGAAUUGUCAAUAUCAAAAACGUUGUUUUGCAAACUUAUAAUCAACAGUAUGGAAUAUGUACAACCUCUUAAUUUAGAGCCUAAUACACCUGAAGAAAUUAAUUCAAAAUCAUCUGUAUUAGGUAAAGCCUUUCCGCUUCUACGGAUGCUCUCACAUUGCCUAUCCGAUAAUGUAUUCCAUACGGGAGUUGUUAAAUAUUUUGAAAAGCACAAAUAUGGUGUAGCCAAUGUUGAAGAUUUAUGGAGUGCUCUGCAAGAUGCAUUUGAUGAAUCAGCGAUGCCUGAAAAUAAAUUCAAAAUUCAAGAAGUAAUGGACACUUGGAUAAGACAGAAAGGAUAUCCAUUUGUAACAGUGAUUAGAGAUCAGUCCAAAAAAAUAAAAAUUACACAGGAAUAUUUUCGACCAGAUGAAAAAGAGAGGGCAUGUAAUAACACAGCUACUAUAAACCAGAAAUGGUGGAUUCCAAUCAAUUUUGCGUCUCGUACAAAUCCGGAUUUCUCGACAACUUUAGCCACGCAUUGGUUAUCACCAGAAGUUGAGGAGCUUAUAAUCGAAGAUAUCAAUCCGCAAGACUGGAUCAUUGUUAACAUUCAACAAACUGGUUUCUACCGCGUAAAUUAUGACCCAACAAACUGGUUAAGAAUCGCUAACUAUUUGGAUUCCGAGAAUUAUACGAAAAUACAUGUAUUAAAUCGCGCACAAAUAAUCAGCGAUGCAAGUUAUCUCAUGUUGUCGCAUAAACUAGAUCCCAGAAUUUUUAUGGACAUAACAAAAUAUUUGCGACGUGAAACUAAUUACAUAGUAUGGUUUCAAGUGUUUAAAAGGUUGAGUAAGAUUACUAAAUUUUUCCUCUUCAAUGAAGGAGAAGAAUUGUUUAAACCAUAUGUUUUAGAUUUGAUGAAUAAUAUUAUAGAAACUGUAGGUAUACAGGAUCAUCCAAAUGAUGAUUAUUUCACAAAAGUAAUAAGAGAUGCAAUUCUUAAAGACACAUGCUUUAACGAUCAUCCUUUGUGCUUACGUGAAGCCCAUGCUCAGUUAAUCAAUUACUUGGAAAAUCCAACGCUCGCAAAUACUGCUUUAUUUCAGAAGAAAGAGUGGAUAUUUUGUAAUGGAAUAAAGCAGGCAAAUGAAACUAUUUGGAACAAAUUGUUGUUUUAUUACAUUAACACAAAUAAGUCUGAAUUUACAUUAUACUAUCUUGGAUGCUCCAAGAAUUUGACUAUUAUCAAGAAAUUUUUAAACAUGACCAUAUCGGAAGAUUCGCCAAUUGCGAAGAAAGAUAUUCUUUAUGUUAUCUAUUCCACAAUAUUUGGAUAUUUCCCAAAUAUAACGCUAGACUUUAUUAUAAAUAAUUGGAAUAAACUUGCAACUAUUUAUCGUUAUGCACGUAACACGUCACGUGAUUUGGCGGAUUUAUUUUCUCAUAUUGCUCAUGCUAUUUAUACUAAGAAACAAAUUGAAAAGAUAAAAGCAUUCCUGGGCAAACUUGAAGUGGAAGUUCCAGAAACCAUAAUGCAACGAGAACGGAAUAUAGAGAUGAUGGAGACAAUAAUAAAAAAAAUUUGCUUGUGGUUAGAACAGAGAAAUUUAAACUUAUCUACAAAUAGUACAUCGCAAGAUAUUCGUUAAUUGAACAAUAAUGUGACAAAUGUCAUAAUUAAUGUCAUAAAUGUCAUAAUUAUAAACAAUAAUAUGACAUUUAUAUAUAACAUAUAAUAUAACAUUACGCUAGAAUCAACUUUAUAUAUUAUAAAAUAAUUAGAUAAUAAUUAAUUAGGUAAUAAUUAAAAUGGUCAAUAAUUGAAAACAUAUGCGUUACUAUAUAUCAUAUAUAUGUAUAAUUAUAAUCUAUUAUGAAAUUUUUAUGUGUAGUAAUAAAAAAUUG